AUGUUGCCCGUGGCUCUGUGCAGCUUCUCGCUGCUGCUACCCCUGACACCGCCACCGCAACGCGGCGUGCGGAGCGCGGCGCCUCGUCUGCUGGCCGGCGGCAGCGGCGAAAAUAGCGACGACGGCAGUAGCGGCGGCAGCGGCGGCGAGGGUGGCGAGAGCGGCGGAGACGGUUGGGACAUGUCGCUGCUGCAGCAGAGGAUGCAGCAGCAGCAGAUGGAGGAGAUGAUGACCGCCGCCUCCAACUGGCGCACCGGCACGUGCGAGCAGAAGACGCUGCUGGUGCUCGACGACUGGGUGCGCCGGCUGCAGUGCGAGAAUGGGCUGGUCGCUUGCGGUACCCACAGCGGCACGGUGAUCCUCGCGGACGUCGCCUCUGGCGAGGUGCUCCGGCAGUGGGACCCGCUCCUAAACGAGGAGGAGGAGGAGGAGGAGGAGGAGGAGGAGGAGGCGGCGGCGGCGGCGGCAGAGGCGGCGGCAGACGUGGAGGAGGAGGAGGAGGAGGAGGAGGAGGAGGAGGAGGAGGAGGAGGAGCUGGGGGUGGUGUACGAGGAGGAGGCGGAGGCGGACGACGGCGACGGCACCAGCGAGGUGACCGCGCUCGCAUUCGACGGCGACCACGUGGCGUCUGGACACGCGAGCCUUCUAGGCGCCGUCUUCCUGCGCAACACGAGCCGGACGCUGAUGCGAGCGAGCCACGAGGGCGUGGUCACGGGUGUGCACUGGGAGGGCGGCGCGACGGCCUUCUCCGCGUCGGCAGACCGAAGGCUCGCCCAGUGGGACGUCUGCGUCUGCUCUCUCUCGCCGCUCCGGCUGCUCUUCUCCUUCAAGGCGCACGACUCGCCCGUCUCCGCCGUGCGUCUUGUCACCGUCUCACAGCUCGUCACCUCGUGCGCCGGUGGCGGCGUCGCGCUCUGGCGCCUCGACGAGGAGGAGGGCUCCGAGCGGCGGCUGACCCGCUUCGACGGCCACACGGCGCCCGUGGUCUGCGUCGACGGCGACGCGGAGAAGGUCGUCUCGGGAGCUCGAGACGGGACCGUGCGCGUGUGGGACAUCUCCCUCGGCCGGCUGCGCUUCAUGCUGCAGGGCUUCACGCCGUACAUCGGGUCCGUCCAGCUGUCGUCCUCGUGGCUGAUGGCGGACGGCACCAACAACGCGGUCGUCAUGAUGGACUUUAGCAACGGCGAGCCGGCGGAGGAGGAGGACGACGACGACGAGGACGGCGACGAGGAGGAGGAGGAGGAGUGACCAAAGGUGCGUGAGUGAGUGAAUGAAUGCGACCCAAUAAAAUUCCUCCUCGCUGUCCAAUUUGGCCGUGGAAAAAAGUCGACAGAGUUAA
This is a messenger RNA of Emiliania huxleyi CCMP1516, 1339 nucleotides long. RefSeq lists its product as hypothetical. The transcript is spliced from 7 exons. NCBI's taxonomy places the organism in Eukaryota, Haptophyta, Isochrysidales, Noelaerhabdaceae. Bases 1 to 1248 code for a protein of 415 amino acids. The record is from RefSeq and is a predicted model, not a curated record. Gene Ontology annotation, molecular function: protein binding.